Aureobasidium musti is the source of this 1629-nucleotide messenger RNA. The record is from the annotation of a GenBank genome assembly. NCBI's taxonomy places the organism in Eukaryota, Fungi, Ascomycota, Dothideomycetes, Dothideales, Saccotheciaceae.
AUGAUUGCACCGGUCCUGCGGCCAGUUUCAACUUGGACGAUCAGUACUUAUCCAAUGGAACACCAAUAUAUGACCCAGACUCCCAUGCAGUCGCCCAUGUAUUACUACACUCCUCAAAAGCAGCAGCACAUCCACUACAACUCGCACAUGGCCCCCCAGAACAUGGAUUACUUUUCUCAACCCAUUUCAUCCCACGUCCUGUACUCUCAGCGCAGCUCUCCCGUCUACCACCAACAGCCUCAGUACAUCUCGCAAGCCAUGCUCACUCCUGCCGCUUCACCUCGCCCUCAACACCAGAAGCCUACCAUCAUGCUCCAGCAAGAGAUGCCCAGCAUGAACAUGUCAUUCGACUCUGACUGCUAUGGCCCUGCCACUCCCACUCUGUCUGCCACCAGCUUCAACUCUGCCGACAGCCCUCAGUCCAACUACCACAUGAUGCCCACUCCUGCCAACGAGCUUCACAUGAACCCCUUCGAUGGUCUCAAGCAGAACUGUGAGGAUGACAUGUUUGGUGAGUGGACUCAGUCGGGAUCUCCACCUUUGACUCCAGCUGAAGUGUACCUGCAUCCCGCCUCGGCAUUUACCGAGAACAGCAGCUAUCUGCUAUCAACCUCUGCAUGCCCAUCAUUGUCGCCCUCACCUUCGCCCAGCGUCUGUGAUCCCCGCACUUUGACCGUCCCCAGCAACGCCUUCCCCUGCUUGCCCACUCUGUGCGCCGGCGAUGACGAGGAGCACAAGUUGAUUCUCAAGGGUGACUUCACUCCUGCCAAGACCUUUGACGCUUCUGAGUUGAUGCCUGCCAACCACGGCUUCCCUACCUUUGAGCCUCUUUUCGAGCUUGACGUUGAGGACGAGUUCAGCGCCAGCAAGCGCCAGCGCGUUGACUCACAAUUCACUUCCGACUCCAGCUUCUGCUUCACCGACGCAAGCUUCAGUGACGAGGACUUGACCUUCUCUCCUUGCCAGUCCGAGUUCUCCUUCACGUCUGCCCCCGUUCUCGACAUGACUCCUGUUCGUCGCUCGGUCACCAAGAGAGCCGCUAAGGCCGCCCCUCAAUACAACGCUGCUGCACACUCCACCAACAGCCAACCCCACCAAGUUCCCAGCAACGCCGCUGCCUCCUCCUCGUCUGCCUCUAGCGACGACCACUCGCACUCCCACCCCUCGGCUUCCUCAACUACCCGCCGUGGUCGCAAGCAGUCCCUGACUGAGGACCCUUCCAAGACCUUCGUCUGCACUCUUUGCUCGCGCCGCUUCCGCCGCCAGGAGCACCUCAAGCGCCACUACCGCUCUCUUCACACUCACGACAAGCCCUUCGAGUGCACCGACUGUGGCAAGAAGUUCAGCCGUAGCGACAACCUCAGCCAGCACCAGCGCACUCACGGUGCCGGCACCGUUGUCAUGGGCGUCAUGACCAGCGACAUGACUUCCCAAAUGGCCGUCAACGUUCCCGAUGUUGGCUCCGGUGUCCUGCGCCCCAAGAGCGAGUCUCCUGAUGCCAGCGAGCUCGGUGCCAUGCUCUUCGACCACGCCGCCGCGGUUGCCGGGUCAAGCAGUGGAAGCCAAUCGGGCUACGACUCCGCCGAGGACAACAGCUUCCAGCAGAAGAAGAGAAAGCGCGAUGAGUAG